GCCGUACAAAUAUAAUUGUAAAAGGCUAUGUGAUAGUAAUUUUCCUUUUCUUAACUCCUAAAAAGAAUAAUAAACUGUUUUUGUAAUAAUUUUCCUUUUCUAGUGUCAAAAAAUGUAAUAAUAAUUUUUUUUUUCUAAAUCUUUUUAAAUCCUAAUAAAAGAGAAUUGUAACAUAUUUUUGACAAAUGUUACAAUCUUAAUAAAUUAAUUGACACAUGUUGUAAUCAUAUUAAUUAGGAAAUUUGAAGAACCAAGCUUUAUAUAAUAAGAUAAGUAUAUAUUUUUUUAUGUUUAGCUUUUAAGUUUUUAAUUUUAUUUCGUAUAUAUCUAAACCAAUUUUGUAUAAUCUAAAUCCAAACGAUAUAUAAUUAAUUUAUGGAUUCUAGGAUGUAAUACAAAACCGAUCUGAAACCGAUGUGUUAUAUCCAAACUCAACCCAUACUAGUAAAUUUACUAGAAUGUAACCUAGGAAUUGUUAUAAAAUAGAACCAAAAUCUGAAAUAUCCAAUCCGAAGCCAACGUCCAAGUUUUAAUAUUACGUAUUUACGUACUCCAUCUUCUUGAUUAAUUCGUUUAUUAUGCAAGUUGACAUGAAAUCUUCAUAUUUGGUAAAUGGCAUGGGAUAUUGGAAUCAAUCUAUAAGGCCCAUCCAAUCAACGGAUAACAGACACUCACUUCUGUAGCUGUAGGACCUACAGACUCUCUAUUUAAACACCACCUGUGUUCUCCGUUUUUCUUCAUUCAUUCAUAAAUCUAAUUAUUCUCCCUUUUGUGGUAACCACUCAAAAGUUCUACUACCUCACUCUCCAUAUGGCUUUUCUUGUUAUUCUUCUAGCUCUCUUAGUGUUCUCCCAUUGUGGUUACAGCCAACGUUCUCCUUCGCCAGGAUACUACCCCAGUUCUCGAGUACCGACUUCACCAUAUGAUCGUGAUUUUCGAACUCAAUGGGGAUUUCAACACCAGCGCAGAGAACACGAUAUAACCACUCUUUGGCUCGACAAAGCUUCUGGGAGUGGAUUCAAGUCUAUCCGUCCGUACAUAUCGGGUUACUUUGGUGCUUCCAUUAAACUUCAAUCAGGCUACACAGCUGGAGUUGAUACGUCUUUCUUUCUCUCGAACCACCAAGAGCAUCCUGGAGACCACGACGAGGUUGAUAUCGAGUUUCUAGGGACAACGCCAGGGAAACCUUAUAGCCUUCAGACUAAUGUAUUCGUUAGGGGAAGUGGUGACCGAAAUGUCAUCGGGAGAGAGAUGAAAUUUAACUUGUGGUUUGAUCCUACUCAAGAUUUUCACCAUUACGCAAUUUUGUGGAACCCUAAUCAAGUAGUAUUUUAUGUAGACGAUGUACCCAUACGUACGUAUGAUAGAAAGAAUGAAGCUAUCUUCCCUACAAGACCUAUGUGGGUGUACGGAUCGAUAUGGGAUGCAUCAGACUGGGCCACGGAAAACGGGAGGAUCAAAGCCGACUAUCGAUACCAACCAUUUGUUGCGCAGUAUAGAAAUUUCAAACUAGCGGGAUGCACGGCAGACAGGUCUAACUCAUGCAGACCACCAUCAGCUGCACCUACGGGGAACCGAGGACUGAGCCAGCAACAAAUGGGGGCAAUGGCAUGGGCACAGAGGAACUUCUUGGUCUAUAACUAUUGCCAUGAUCCUAAAAGAGACCAUACGCAGACACCAGAGUGUUAAAACAAACAAACAAACAACCAAAAGAAGAAGGUUUUAAUACUUAUUUUGCAUUAUCAAUUAUACGUUUAAGUUAAUAAUAGGAGGUAUUGAGACGGGUCCACACUGGAAACUGGAGUGCAGCAGUUGAGCGUCCCGUCCUCCAUGAUUUGAGAUUAAAAAAAGGUUUUUAUAAUCUUCUUUUUUUCUAUUUGUGAUUUUUUAAUAAUUGUUGAAAUACUGUGUGAUAUUUUUAAUAUAUGGUAUUGUAUAGUUGUGUAACCCCAAAAAACAAAGAGAGUGGUUGGCUUGAACUUUAUGCUGGAUUAUAUAUUAACAUGUGAACCUACAAUCGCCAUAAUAAGGAUAGAAAAUAAAAAGGACAAACACUGAAUUGUAACAACGCAGUCUAAUGGUUGAUUAGUGAAUGACAAAUUGAUUUACAAAAUAGUUUUGGCUGAUGAAUUUUAGCAGCAACAAUAUGCAUAUAUAUAUAUAUAUAUAUUGAUGGGUUAUUUUUGACAACCUCAAAUAACGAUCUACCGGUGUACUUUCAAUGUGGCUCAUGGAAUAAGCGGUUAGGCAGAUAUUUCAUUUCUAAACGGUUAAUUAGGCAGAUUUUAUUCAACACAUACAAACAAAAUUGAUGGGUUAUUUUUGCAAACAGAGUAGGAAUGUUUUUUUUUUUGGUAUUGUAAAAGGAACGGUAGGAAAUGUUGCGUAAUAUAUCGUACUAGUGUUACCCGUGCAUACGCACGGAAAUAUUUUUUCUACAAAUAAAAUUAGUUUACAUUACAUACAUAUAAUUAACAUGUAAAAAGUUAGCCAAAAAAAUUAAAGUUAGCAUAAAAGCAUUAACACAUUUAUCACUGAUUAACGAAAGUUAGAUCUGUUAAAAAGUUAAGAAUGUAAAAUAAUUUGAGUAAUCAAAAUUACUUUAUAUGUAAGUUUGAAAAUAUGUGAUUUUUAUAUAGAUGAUACAUUAUACAUCAGAUAAGACUGAAACAUCAAACAUCUGUUAGUUACUCUUAUCAAAAUGGCAUUGUGAAAGAAAUCUAUUCUUAAGUUCCAAAAAAAAAAGUUCUUAAUUGACAUAUCUGGUAAAUUUUACCAGAUUUAUCAACACUUACACAAUCACAAAGGCAUAUUAUUAAUUGACACUUACACUGGCUCAAGAAAUCUGGUUUUGGAAGUAGCGACUCCAUUCAAAGGUGGUUUGCAGCUCCAUCUAGAAGAAUUACAUGGGUCUUUGAUAGCUCAUUUACUGUUUCUUUUGUAACAUCCUCAUCUGAUGUUCUAAUGCCUGAACAAUAUGUUAGAAAUGUUUUGAGUACAACAAAAAUCUAUCUUAACCACAGCAUGAAUAUAGUUGGAAAACCCGAAUCUAAUCCAGUGACAUCUUCAAUUUGUUUCCAGCAAAAAAAAAGGUGAAAUAGUUGAAGAUAUGUAUAGACGAUGGAAGAGAUGUGUCUAAACCUUUACCAAAUGCAACUACUUAGAAUCUAUGAAUCAGAUAAAUAGCUUUAAUAAAUGACCUAAGAGAGGCUAGGGGAAGCUAGGAAAUGUGAAUUUCAUCGUGAGUUUAAGCCGAAACGGUUUAGAGAUCGAGGGUUUUGGAUGACAAACUGAGGAUUUUUAGUAAGAUAGAUUUGUGCUAUUUUGAAUUAGCGUUUUAAAAUUGAAGGAGUAUACUCAUGUACUGUUUUCGAUGGAGAGUUUUAUUAUUUGUUUGUAAAAUCCAAGAGAUUAGGAUAGGAGUAUGGAAAAUAAAUUAGUCUGCAAAAAAAUAAAAAUAAAAAUAAAAAAUAAAUCUAGAUGAAGAAAG
Brassica rapa (field mustard) is the source of this 3490-nucleotide messenger RNA. RefSeq names its product xyloglucan endotransglucosylase/hydrolase protein 31. The record is from RefSeq and is a predicted model, not a curated record. Gene Ontology annotation, biological process: cell wall biogenesis; xyloglucan metabolic process. Lineage: Eukaryota; Viridiplantae; Streptophyta; Magnoliopsida; Brassicales; Brassicaceae. Gene Ontology annotation, cellular component: cell wall; apoplast. Gene Ontology annotation, molecular function: xyloglucan:xyloglucosyl transferase activity; hydrolase activity, hydrolyzing O-glycosyl compounds.